Messenger RNA from Sphaeroforma arctica JP610, 285 nucleotides. RefSeq lists its product as hypothetical. The coding region runs from base 1 to 285 and encodes 94 amino acids. The transcript has a single exon. The record is from RefSeq and is a predicted model, not a curated record. Lineage: Eukaryota; Ichthyosporea; Ichthyophonida.
AUGCUUGACAACAAAGCCACUGGAGACAAUAAUACUUUUUGGACUAAAGUAACAGAUGCAUUUAUGGAUCUCGACUAUACUUGGAAUGUCUCAGCGGAUACAUCUUUUAGUGGGGACGAAUACAGCGACGAUAGUGAUAGCGCUGAAGCCGACGAUGUGAGCGAUGAGAUGUUGCUAGCACGCGUAGCAAAGCAAGCUCAGAAAAUACGUGAGUGUCGCAUAGCAAACAGUCAAUUCCCAGCACCGCCUUCAGUCGAGGCUUGGAAAAAAGAUUGGAACAUUUAG